Dracunculus medinensis (Guinea worm) is the source of this 234-nucleotide messenger RNA. Lineage: Eukaryota; Metazoa; Nematoda; Chromadorea; Rhabditida; Dracunculidae. The record is from the annotation of a GenBank genome assembly.
AUGUGUCCUAACCAAGCUGAAUUCAGACCGGGACGCGAUUGUGCUGACCAGAUAUUUAUGCUAAGAAGGGUGCUGGAACAUCGCUUCAAAUAUCAGCAAUCCACUGUUACUUGCUUUAUCGAUUUUGCAUCUGCUUUCGAUUCGAUUGAUAGAGCAGCGCUCUGGAAAGUGAUGGAAUGUGACAGAGAAGAUCAUUCGGCUCAUAAAGGCAUUUUAUUAGCAUCCCUGGCGUAA